Molecule: messenger RNA, 4101 nt
Organism: Mastomys coucha (southern multimammate mouse)
Lineage: Eukaryota; Metazoa; Chordata; Mammalia; Rodentia; Muridae
Gene: Slc10a7
Product: solute carrier family 10 member 7
Exons: 12
Coding region: 615-1637 (340 amino acids)
Cellular component (GO): plasma membrane
Source: RefSeq, a predicted model, not a curated record
CAAGGACAGCCAGCUCUGGCGCGCGCGGCCGCCGGCCCGGCGCGGCCCAGUACUGGCCAGGCGCACGCCGGGCGUCUCUGAGGCUCAGGGCCGACUAAGAGAUGCCCUCUGCAAGGCAUGCGUCGGGGCUCGGGCCGCCGUCACUAUAGCUUUACUGCGGCGACACCCGUGAUGAAGAUGGGCGUCCGGGGCACCACAUCUCUCUCUCCCACCGCGGGCCUCCCCGAGCUUGGCCAUGUAUGCACGGCAGCGGGUCUUGUUAGUGCAGCCCGUGACUCGUCUCCCUCGCAUCCUCCUCGUUGGCAUGAUGCUCUUCCGUUCUACGUCCCUUGUACCUCAGUCCUCGGCUUGAGUGCGCGUCUAUUCGGAGGCGCGUGGUAGUGAUGGCGGCUCUCUGCGAGGCUUUCCUGUCACUGGAUACUACUACUCCCAGCCCGCCUCGGAGCCGCCCGAGCCACCCCUCGGUCUUUAGUUUACGAGUGGCAAUUUGACUUGCUCUGCUGCACGUCUGGAGGGACCGAGGAAAGUGUGGAGACGCCCCGGGGAUUUAGGGAUCGCAGUUUGGAAAGCAAGCCGGCCAAACAAAUAAACAAAACCCACCCGCCCUAACAAAUAUGAGGCUGCUGGAGAGGGUGAGGAAAGAAUGGUUCAUGGUCGGGAUAGUGGUGGCGAUCGGCGCCGCUAAGCUGAAGCCGUCGGUCGGAGUGAACGGGGGACCACUGAAGCCAGAGAUAACCGUGUCCUACAUUGCUGUUGCAACGAUAUUCUUCAACAGUGGACUGUCAUUAAAAACGGAGGAGCUGACGAGCGCACUGGUGCACUUGAGGCUGCAUCUUUUCAUCCAGAUCUUCACCCUUGCCUUCUUCCCAGCAACAAUGUGGCUCGCUCUCCAGCUUUUAUCAGUCACUUCCAUCAACGAGUGGCUUUUAAAAGGUUUGCAGACAGUAGGUUGCAUGCCUCCCCCCGUGUCUUCUGCCGUGAUUUUAACCAAGGCAGUUGGUGGAAAUGAGGCAGCUGCGAUAUUUAAUUCAGCAUUUGGAAGUUUUUUGGGCAUUGUUGUGACUCCAGUGCUCCUGCUGCUUUUUCUCGGCUCAUCCUCUUCGGUGCCUUUUACAUCCAUUUUCUCUCAGCUUUUUAUGACAGUGGUGGUUCCUCUUGUUAUUGGACAGAUCGUCCGGCGAUACAUCAAAGACUGGCUCGAGAGGAAGAAGCCACCUUUUGGUGUGGUCAGCAGCAGUGUGCUGCUCAUGAUCAUCUACACCACCUUCUGUGACACUUUUUCCAACCCAAACAUCGACCUGGACAAAUUCAGCCUCAUCCUCGUACUGUUCAUAAUAGUCUCCAUUCAGCUGAGCUUCAUGCUUCUGACUUUCGUCUUCUCCACACGGAAUAACUCGGGGUUCACACCAUCAGACACAGUGGCUAUCAUCUUCUGCUCUACACACAAGUCCCUCACCCUAGGAAUCCCGAUGCUGAAGAUAGUGUUUGCAGGUCACGAGCAUCUCUCGCUGAUAUCCGUGCCCUUGCUCAUCUACCACCCAGCUCAGAUCCUCCUGGGGAGUGUAUUAGUGCCAACAAUAAAGUCUUGGAUGGUGUCCAGGCAGAAGGGAGUGAAGCUGACGCGGCCAACAGUGUGACUCAGGAGGCCUUCCUGGAGCGUGUGCACAUGUGCAGGCUGCACACACAGGGGUUCUGAGGACGGAGCGUGUGCACAUGUGCAGGCUGCACACGCAGGGGUUCUGAGGACGUGUCCUUGUCAAUGUUGCUUCGAUGCCUAUUUUAUUUUUUUACAGAAAAGAAUAUGAUAUACCUGUUUAAGUGCCUUAAAAUGUUUUUGACAAGAGCGUUAUUUCCAAAACACACUCUGUUGGUUACUGCCAUUUUGGACUAAUUUUUUUUCCCCCUAAGGCAGAAAAAAAAAAAAAACUUCUAGUAAGGGACAAAAAGCUAACAGGUUCUCUUUGUACGGCCUUUGUGCAAGACUCUAAUAGCACCAUAAGGUUCGAAAUGAGGUCGUGCCAUCCAGAAACCUCCCUCCUGGUGACAGCGAAGGAUUCCAAAGUCUCAUUCGCACACUUUGAUUCACUGUGUGCUCCUUUGUUUCUAAGAUGGUGGUGCCUCUUCCUUAGUAACUCACCUGGGGACGUAGAUCGCAGAGGUGCCGAGAAGCAGGAGGACCUCAUUGCUUGACACCAUCUCCUCUAGACAGCCCUUCCUGCACACUCCAGACUCUCUGCAGUCCCAGCACAAGAGUGUGUGUCGGGGGUGGGGGUGGGAGGUGCAGCUUAAAAGUAUUCUAAGCUGGCUGCUUCACAGAAAGUUCUGACGAGUGUGGAGGAAAACUCAGACAGUGGUUUGGAUGUCUGCAGUCAUACCUCAGUAUGCUUCUCCUCUCUCUCCCAUAAUUCCUUAGUUUCCCAUCUUACCUACACACUCGCAACAUCCCCGUGCAGCACACAAACGUCACAGUCAGCUGGAGCAUCACAGAAAUCAACAGUGGAUUGUGUCCACAUUCCACGGCUGGGACCAAGCGCAUUUCUGUUACACAGUUCCAGGUCGGUCCUGUUGGCAAGACACAGCCUGUUACACCCUUUAAUCAAGCGCACUUGAGACAUCUGAGACAAUUUAUGAAUGAGAAUGCCCUUCCCUCAUUUGACAGAUGUUCUCAACAUCUCUUAAGAAAUCAAAUCAUAUCGCCUUAGGAGUCAGAGAAACUAAACACUAGGUCGCGGACGUGAGCUAAUGUUACAUGUCCACACUGCUAGGCAGGUGGAAGAAGGGCUGGCCCAGAAGACCUGGACCUCCCACUCACCGAGCUGUCAAACAGGACGAGUCCUGGAACUGGAACUGUCUGAUAAUUGCCUGCAGUGGCCAGAGACCCUAAGCUGAACCCAAACAGAAACUAAAGCAACAUACUGAACAGCGGUGGGAGUGUCUUUCCUGUUUCUUCCUUAGUGGUUUAACAGGCAUCAUGGGUCUCACCAGCCUUGCUGUCUCCCCAGCAGCUGCUUUUGGUGUUGGUAGUAGUGGCUGUGGUUCCCCAAUGAAUCAUUCCUUCAGAAUUCCCUGGGCUUAUCAGUGGUGUUGGGUUAGGUUAUGGUUAGCAUUGGUGUUGUAGAUGAUGGUUGUUUAUAUCAUGGUUAUCAUGGUUGGCGCUGGUGUUAUGGUGUUAGCACCAGGUCUUUUGUGUCAGUGUCUUGGGACCGCAUGACUCUGAGCAGAGAUGUAACACUGGUGUCAGGCCUUGCACAGAUCCACACUGCACAGCCUGUGGGGACACUCACUACUAUGGACAAGGACGCAGUGGAUCUGUUUGGUAAGUGUGCCACUUCCAUGGAGCACAAAGGUUUUCAAGUCUCGCCCCUUACACCCUUGGGGCUUUAGAGGAAGUGGACAUUGUCUGCCUGCCAGAGUUACAGAUGCAACCCUUCUGUCAUGUGACCACUGGUCCACUGGUCUCCCUGCCGCCGAAGCAUCUACCUCUCUGUGGGACACCUGUAGCAGGUGGGACUGCAACAAAGUUCAACUGAAAACGCUAUGGUAACAUUUUAUCUCUUGCUUUAAAAACACCUUUUGUUUUCCAACAAACUGAUUUAUAUCUCGAGUUUUGGGAGCUUUAGUAACAUGUCUGUGGCUACUUCUCCUUUCACACAAAUGUGAUAGCAUAUUUUUCAUGGUAAGGAAAAAACAGUAAAAUCAAAAUUUGCUUCAAUUCAUGCUCAUUAGGAUUGAACUGUCAGCUUAAAAUAUUUCUUAUGUUUAUGCACUGUCAAUGUCUGUUUUAUACAUUUGUUGGUCCAAAUGUGCUUGUAGAAAGAAAUAGACAUAGUUGUGUUUGCUCAUUUCCCACCUGGAAUUUGUUUUAAGUGGCUGAAACUUUAAGCAACGGUACUGCAGUCUUUACACAUGUUACAAAUGUUAAGGAUCUGUGGCUUUUUAAAUUCUUCCCUAUUCUGUUUUAAAAUGACACACCUCUGGUUGACGCUCAGUGUUUAUGCUAAAUACCAAAUUUUUUCAAAGAGAUGGCUAAGUAAUGAAGUGGGUUAUUUAUAAUGAAUGGAAAAUAAAAAAUAAUUCUAUGAUUAAACAGAGAGUAUUUGA